This is a messenger RNA of Eubalaena glacialis (North Atlantic right whale), 468 nucleotides long. RefSeq names its product ribosomal protein L35 (gene RPL35). Lineage: Eukaryota; Metazoa; Chordata; Mammalia; Artiodactyla; Balaenidae. Bases 64 to 435 code for a protein of 123 amino acids. Gene Ontology annotation, biological process: maturation of LSU-rRNA from tricistronic rRNA transcript (SSU-rRNA, 5.8S rRNA, LSU-rRNA); translation. The record is from RefSeq and is a predicted model, not a curated record. Gene Ontology annotation, cellular component: ribosome; cytosolic large ribosomal subunit. Gene Ontology annotation, molecular function: mRNA binding; structural constituent of ribosome. The transcript has 4 exons.
GGAGGUCAGCCCCGCCCCUUCCUCUUUCCCUCCGAGAAGGCAGCGGAGGCUCACUGUACAGUCAUGGCCAAGAUUAAGGCUCGAGACCUUCGCGGCAAGAAGAAGGAGGAGCUGCUGAAACAGCUGGAGGACCUGAAAGUGGAGCUGUCCCAGCUACGCGUGGCUAAAGUAACAGGCGGCGCGGCUUCCAAACUCUCCAAGAUCCGAGUUGUUCGCAAAUCCAUCGCCCGUGUACUCACCGUCAUUAACCAGACUCAGAAAGAGAACCUCAGGAAAUUCUAUAAGGGCAAGAAGUACAAGCCCCUGGAUCUGCGGCCCAAGAAAACGCGUGCCAUGCGCCGCCGGCUCAACAAACACGAAGAGAACCUGAAGACCAAGAAGCAGCAGCGGAAGGAGCGGUUGUACCCGCUCCGGAAGUACGCGGUCAAGGCCUGAGCAUCCAGGUGUCAAUAAAACAAACAAACUGGC